UCUUCCUUUCGCGCCGGUGGCUGGAGAGCAGCGCGUCCAUGUGCGCAUCGAUUGAGACUUCAUAGUUCGCAUAACGUAUUGAUACCAAGACAUAACAAGAGUCGAAGACAUGGAUCCCAACACCUUGAUUGAGGCCCUCCGGGGAACCAUGGACCCGAACUUGCGUGAGGCCGCGGAGAGACAGCUGAAUGAGGGCCACACCCAGGUGAACUUUGUCUCGACCCUGCUGCAGGUGACCAUGUCGGAACAGCUGGACUUGCCUGUCAGACAAGCAGGCGUGAUCUACCUGAAGAACAUGGUGACACAGUACUGGAACGAGGGCGAAGCGACGGGCUCGGAGGCCCCCGGCAACAACAUCCCAGAGGAGGACCGGAGGUUCAUCCGAGACAACAUCGUGGAGGCCAUCAUCCACUCCCCCGAGCGCAUCAGGGUGCAGCUCACGACGUGCAUCCAUCACAUGAUCAAGCAUGACUACCCUGCCAAGUGGACCACCAUCGUGGACAAGAUCGGCUACUACCUGCAGUCGGACAACAGCGCCGGCUGGCUGGGCAUCCUUCUCUGCCUCUACCAGCUGGUCAAGAACUACGAGUACAAGAAGCCAGACGAGCGCAGCCCCCUAGUGGCGGCCAUGCAGAUCUUCAUGCCCAUGCUGAAGGACCGCUUCAUCCAGCUGCUCCCCGACCCUUCCAGCGACUCGGUGCUGGUCCAGAAGCAGAUCUUCAAGAUCAUCUACGCGCUCUUCCAGUACAAUCUGCCCCUGGAGCUGAUCAACCGGCAGAACCUGACGGAGUGGAUGGAGAUUCUGAAGACGGUGGUGGACAGAGACGUGCCGCAGGAGACGCUGCAGGUGGACGAAGACGACAGGCCCGAGCUGCCCUGGUGGAAGUGCAAGAAGUGGGCCCUCCACAUCCUGGCCCGGCUCUUUGAAAGGUACGGCAGCCCAGGCAACACCACCAAAGAGUAUGCAGAGUUUGCAGAGCUGUUCCUCAAGGGCUACGCAGUCUCUGCACAGCAGGUGCUGUUGAAGGUUCUGUAUCAGUACAAGGAGAAGCAAUAUGUAGCUCCCAGGGUCCUGCAGCAGACCCUCAACUAUAUCAACCAGGGGAUCGCCCACGCCAUCACCUGGAAAAACCUCAAACCGCAUAUCCAGGGGAUCAUUCAGGACGUGGUCUUCCCCCUCAUGUGCUACACAGACAGCGACGAGGAGCUGUGGCAGGAAGACCCCUACGAGUACAUCCGCAUGAAGUUCGAUGUGUUUGAGGACUUCAUCUCCCCCACCACAGCCGCACAGACCCUCCUCUUCACAGCGUGCAACAAGAGGAAAGAAGUGCUACAGAAGACCAUGGGCUUCUGCUAUCAGAUCCUCACAGAGCCCACAGCCGACCCCCGCAAGAAGGACGGGGCUCUCCACAUGAUCGGCUCACUGGCAGAAAUCUUACUCAAGAAAAAGAUCUACAAAGACCAGAUGGAGUUCAUGUUGCAGAACCACGUCUUCCCGUUGUUCCGCAGCGAGCUGGGCUACAUGAGAGCCAGGGCCUGCUGGGUCCUGCACUACUUCUGCGAGGUCAAGUUCAAGAUCGACCAGAACCUGCAGACGGCGCUGGAGCUGACCAGGCUCUGCCUGAUCAACGACAAUGAGAUGCCCGUCAAGGUGGAGGCCGCCAUCGCCCUGCAGGUGCUCAUCAGCAACCAGGAGAAAGCCAAGGAGUACAUCACCCCCUUCAUCCGGCCAGUGAUGCAGGCGCUCCUUCACAUCGUCCGGGAAACGGAGAACGAUGACCUCACCAACGUCAUCCAGAAGAUGAUCUGCGAGUACAGCGAAGAGGUCACGCCCAUCGCCGUGGAGAUGACCCAGCACCUGGCCAUGACCUUCAACCAGGUGAUCCAGACGGGCCCUGACGAAGAGGGAGGCGACGACAAAGCGGUGACUGCCAUGGGCAUCCUCAACACCAUCGACACCUUGCUGAGCGUGGUGGAGGACCACAAGGAGAUCACCCAGCAGUUGGAGGGCAUCUGUCUGCAAGUGAUAGGAACCGUACUGCAGCAGCAUGUGCUGGAAUUCUAUGAGGAGAUCCUGUCUCUGGCCCACAGUCUGACAUGCCAGCAGGUGUCACCGCAGAUGUGGCAGCUCCUGCCGCUGGUCUUCGAGGUCUUCCAGCAGGACGGCUUCGAUUACUUCACAGACAUGAUGCCCCUUCUGCACAACUACGUGACCGUGGACACAGACACGCUGCUGUCUGACACCAAAUAUCUUGAAAUGAUCUACAGCAUGUGCAAGAAGGUCCUAACAGGGGAUCCAGGGGAGGACCCAGAGUGCCACGCCGCAAAGCUAUUGGAGGUCAUCAUUCUGCAGUGCAAAGGGCGUGGCAUCGACCAGGUGGUGCCCCUGUUCGUGGCGGCGGCUUUGGAGCGGCUGACGCGGGAGGUGAAGACCAGCGAGCUGAGGACCAUGUGCCUGCAGGUGGCCAUCGCCGCCCUGUACUACAGCCCACCGCUGCUGCUCAACACGCUGGAGAACCUGCGCUUCCCCAACAACACGGAGCCCAUCACCAACCACUUCAUCACGCAGUGGCUCAAGGACGUCGACUGCUUCCUGGGCCUCCACGACAGAAAGAUGUGCGUUUUAGGCCUCUGUGCCCUCAUGGACCUGGAGCAGAGGCCCCAGGCCGUCAACCAGGUGGCGGGCCAACUUCUGCCCGCCGCCAUCCUGCUCUUCAAUGGCCUGAAGAGGGCGUACGCCUGCCGGGCCGAGCACGAGAACGAUGAGGAUGACGACGAGGACGACGGAGAGGAGGAUGAUGAGAACGCUGAGCUGGGCAGCGAUGAGGAUGACAUUGAUGAGGAGGGCCAGGAGUACCUGGAGAUGCUGGCCAAGCAGGCGGGAGAGGACGGGGAUGACGAGGACUGGGAGGAGGACGAUGCCGAGGAAACGGCCCUAGAGGGCUACACCACCACAGUAGAUGACGAGGACAACCCAGUGGACGAGUACCAGAUCUUCAAAGUCAUCCUGCAGAAUAUCCAGACACGUGACCCUGCAUGGUACCAGGCGCUCACACAGGCCCUUGACGAGGAGCAGGGGAAGCAGCUUCAGGACAUCGCCACACUUGCAGACCAGAGGCGGGCCGCACACGAGUCAAAAAUGAUCGAGAAGCACGGCGGAUACAAAUUCACAGCUCCAGUGGUGCCAACCAACUUCAAUUUUGGAGGAAAUGCUCCAGGAAUGAAUUGAGUCACCCUUCUCCCUCCCUUACUCUGUGACUGAUUGUAGUGAAGUGAAAAAAAAGCUUGUGUUGUUCCCUCAAGUAGUGGUUCUGGAGCUGGUUCUUCUCACUCACUCUUCAACCUGACUGUAUCAAAUUGGACAUAGCACCAGAAGAUGUGGGAAGGCAACCAAAUGCAACCAAUGGCUGGGAAAACUGACCAAGGACUUGAACGUGAAGCAAGAAAGGAAAAAAAGGAAGCUCCGAACAACAUUGUCUUAUGGAAUCCAAAUUCUGGAGGGGAUACCAUGACGGCAGCUCUUUUUUUCUCCUCAUAAACCAACUGGGGAUAAAAAAAACAAAAAAAAAUACAAAUUGACAAUAGGAAUAAGCGUUUCAUCAGUUUCACGGUGUAGUCUAGAAAGCCACUCUUCAAAUUUAUACUUGUGGCAGUAGUGUUUGUCUACAUUUUUGCAUUAACAAAUUGCCAUGUUUGUUCUGUAUAUAAGCCAAGGUUCUGUUGUAGCCUUGUGGAACGACCUUAGGCAUUUGGAAGGUGAAAGCAAGUGUAUUCAUAUGUAGCAUAUUGGAUACAUGUCAUAGCUCUUACGUGAUGCCUGAUAUCUGUAAAUUAAUGACUAGCACUUUUUAUCGUUCAGGUCUCCUAGCCUUCUGUAUCAGACUGCAAAUUUUUAAAAUCAAUUGAGAUUAUUUAAAAAAGAUAACAGGUGUAACUUUGUUACUCUGCAGGUGACUUCUGGUUAUGGCUGAUUGUCACGUGUAUGGUUACUAUGUUGUAUAAUUAGUGGCAUCUCUUUGCUGCUGAAAUGGCUACACUCUAGGUUUUUGGAAAAACAUAAAACAGCUCUUGGUCUUCGAUUUGGAUACAAGUUGUGUUGUAAGCACUGAAAGUCAAUUGAAUACUUCAUUGAAGCAUGUACAAUUGGACUUGAUCAUGAAGCUCUUAAGCAUUUGGUUGAUGUAUGGAUAAGCCAUCUAUAUACAACAAUAUAUUAAAACAAAAACAAGUUGGGA
Messenger RNA from Megalops cyprinoides (Indo-Pacific tarpon), 4235 nucleotides. RefSeq names its product importin-7. Bases 110 to 3229 code for a protein of 1039 amino acids. Gene Ontology annotation, molecular function: small GTPase binding. Gene Ontology annotation, cellular component: nuclear envelope; cytosol. NCBI's taxonomy places the organism in Eukaryota, Metazoa, Chordata, Actinopteri, Elopiformes, Megalopidae. Gene Ontology annotation, biological process: protein import into nucleus. The transcript is spliced from 25 exons. The record is from RefSeq and is a predicted model, not a curated record.